This is a messenger RNA of Didymosphaeria variabile, 666 nucleotides long. RefSeq lists its product as uncharacterized. Lineage: Eukaryota; Fungi; Ascomycota; Dothideomycetes; Pleosporales; Didymosphaeriaceae. The transcript has 2 exons. The coding region runs from base 1 to 666 and encodes 221 amino acids. The record is from RefSeq and is a predicted model, not a curated record.
AUGCCAAAUGUCUUGGUUAUGUCCUUUGAAGGCUUCUCCUUCUCCUCCCGUCAGCUCUACGAGCAACUCCUACCCAAGCUCCUUUCACGCGCUGCCAUUCAUGAAUCACUUACAAUACAAGAUGCAUUGAACCAUAUAUUAUCUGGCUGGCCGAAUGUUAUACUCGUGACCGAUCCGGUCAUAGCCGAAGACAAUGAGGAGUCACAAAACCUCCUAGAAACAGUAUCAGACUACACCAAACAGCAUUGCUGCACCACCAUCCUCAUGGGUUUCUUCGCCGGGGGUGUAGGAACAGAAACACUAGACUACAUCUUCAAGCACUACUUCGAUCUGAAGUGGAAAGCCACCCCUGAAGAACCGACCACGCACGAAGCGCGGCUCGUUGCUUCAGACCAAUCACUGCUGCGUACGACGACCCUGGUCCGGAAGAUUGUGGCGAACGCUGCGUGGCUGACAGGCAUACCGCCGUCUCAAGCGGUGUAUUUUGGACCCCUUGAACAGUAUAAGGUGUAUGCCGCUUUUACCAGGGUCGGGCUGGGGAAGCUGGGAUAUAUUGGGGAUACAGGGUUUGCGGAUGAACCGGAGAGAUUGGUGUUGGCGAUGUGUCAUUUGGAUCGUCCUGAAGAUAGGGUGAGGCAUGACGAUGAAGAAAUUUUUGACAAGUAG